This is a messenger RNA of Purpureocillium lilacinum, 1797 nucleotides long. Its product is annotated as folylpolyglutamate synthetase. The record is from RefSeq and is a predicted model, not a curated record. Lineage: Eukaryota; Fungi; Ascomycota; Sordariomycetes; Hypocreales; Ophiocordycipitaceae. Gene Ontology annotation, biological process: transsulfuration. Gene Ontology annotation, molecular function: pyridoxal phosphate binding; cystathionine gamma-synthase activity.
AUGCCUUCUUUCGCGCUGGGCGAGUCAAUCCCGCCAGACACUGCUCAUGCUGUGAGCGUCUCCUUACCCACAUGGCAGUCAAACGUCGGCUACGAGGAGGGUGAGGACUGGGUUGUCGGCCGCAUGACGACGGGCUACCCUCGCUUCUUCAUUCACAAGAGCAUACAGGCCCUUGCCGAGGACAUUGCUGCCGCCUAUGGCCGGCCUGACCAGCGCGCCAUGCUGUUCCCCACGGCCCGAACUGCCACUCGCUGCCUCGACUUCAUCAAAGACCGUGUCGAAGCCGGCCUGGUACCUGCGCUCGACGUGGUCCACCUGGCCCUCGAUGCCUCCAAGGAUGUCUCGCCUUUGCUGAAGAGACUCUGCCCCACCAUUUCCGCGGUCCUGUAUCCCCAGGAGGCCUUUCCUUUUGCCAAACAAUACUGGCAGCACACUGGCGACGGUGCCUCGAGCCGCAGAGCCGAGUUCUGCCACGGUCUCUUUAGAGAUCAUCUGCUCGUUGCUACAACGAGUCCCAGGGGCGCGCGAGAACCUCAAGCCCGCCCGUUCCGCGGCCCGCGACGCUACCAGCGACAGGCAUCCAUUGAUGCCGUCACGAGCCCGGCAUUGGCCAAGCCGCCGGCGCCCGCUACCGCCCGCGAGCCGCAGGAGAGCACUCAGUUCCUGGAGGAGCGUUUCGGGAGGAAUCUCGACUUGGGCCUCGUUGAACGAGCCAAGUCGGCUAUCCGGCGCCGCAUCGCAGGUUCACUCUGCCACGAGGUCGACCUUCACAGCGGCUCUCUCCCCACCCCAUCGCCCAACACACGAGGUCUGCAGAGUCUCGCCGAGCACGACGUAUACCUUUUCCCCGCCGGCAUGAAUGCCAUCUUCAACGCUCAUCAGGCCUUGCUAUGUGCCCGUGGCCAGCUCAAGAGCAUCAAUUUCGGGUUUCCUUACGUCGAUACACUCAAAAUCCUUCAAAAAUUUGGGCCCGGGUGCGUCUUCUACGGCAACGCGUCAUCACAGGACCUGGACGAGCUGGAAACUCUCCUUCGGUCCGGCCAUCGCUUCCUCGGGCUCUUCUGCGAGUUUCCGGGCAACCCGCUGCUCACUUGCCCUGAUUUGGACCGCAUCCGGAGACUGGCCGAUGAGUUUGACUUCGCCGUCGUUGUCGAUGAGACGAUCGGAACAUUUGCCAACAUCGACGUCCUUUCGGUUGCAGACAUUGUGGUCAGCAGCUUGACCAAGAUCUUCUCCGGCGACUCCAACGUCAUGGGCGGCAGUGCAAUCCUGAAUCCCGAGAGCAAGUACUACGACGUGCUGAAGCAGGCUUUGGACCGAGACAUUUUCGAGGACACGUACUGGCCCGAGGAUGUCAUAUUCAUGGAGAGAAACAGCCGCGACUUUGCGAGGCGAGUUGACCGAAUCAACGCCAAUGCAGAGGCCAUCUGCGACACCCUUCGCAACAGCGCUCUCGUGAAAAGCCUCUACUAUCCCAAGUGGAACCCUUCGAGAGGUAACUACGACGCCAGGCGCCUGCCCAGCGGCGGUUACGGUGGUUUGCUGUCCGUUGUCUUCACAAGCAAAGAGAAGGCGCAGGUCUUUUACGAUGCGAUGGAAAUCGCAAAGGGCCCAAGUCUUGGGACCAACUUCACACUCUGCUCGCCGUACGUAUUGCUCGCGCACUAUCAGGAGCUGUCAUGGGCUGCACAAUACGGGGUGGAUCCCGAUCUCAUCCGCGUGAGUGUCGGGUUGGAAGAGACUGAUCAUCUACAAGCUACCUUUGAAAAGGCCCUUUCCGCGGCCGAGGCGGCAUAG